AGGUACUUAUAGCAUGCCGCAUAUUGCGGGUACGGCACUAGACGCGCACGAAUUCCCCGCAGUCGCGUCAUGUUAUGAAUACCAAAAAAUGACUGUACAACGAGUGCUAUACUCCUCAAAUAACCACUUGUAAUUGAAACCUAUUCCCUCUAUCGGUUCCAAGGACAAUGGCUGAACAGCCAGACUACGAUUCGAUAAUUUGGCCCGUCCAACUCACGAGCAGAGUCCAUCGUAAAAGCAACCCGAUCCUGAAUCCUAGCAACACUGCUCUUUCAGCUGCAGGCAAGACAGUCCUAAUCACUGGGGCCACAGGUGGCAUUGGUCGAGCGAUUGCUGAAGCAUGGAUGACUGCUGGUGCUAAGGCCAUCGUCAUAACCGGAAGGAACGAGGAGAGAUUGCUAGAGGUUGUCGGGAAGUUGGACGCCAUAGCCCAAGAUGAGACGACUGUACAUUCCUUCGGGUCCAUCGAUAUCACGAAGGAAGAAGAUGUUGCAGCGUUGUGGAAGAAAGCAGGAGAAGCAGCGGGCCGAAUUGAUAUUCUCAUCAAUAACGCCGGAUCCCUGACGCAAGCUAUGGUCGGCAAGGGUGAGCCAGGAAAAUGGUGGCAGGAUUUUGAAGUGAACGUCAAAGGUGCAUAUCUCAACGUACACCAGUUCCUCGCCCAAGCGCCGGACGGGAAAGGCACCGUAAUUACAGUCUCCACUGGAACGUUAGGCGACAUCUAUCCCGACUUCUCCUCCUACAUCCCCAGUAAACUCGCGCAAACCAAGUUCAUGGAGUUCCUUCACCAUGAACAGCCUGGCAUCCGCACAUUCAGCCUCUUCCCCGGCCUCGUUGCAACAGACAUGCCGCCGAAGCAGUAUCUGGACUUUGCCGUUGAUGACCCAAUGCUAACAGGAGGCUUGACCCUCUUCCUAUCUACAGAGAGAGCAGAGUGGUUGCGAGGCAGCAUGGUGAGUGUGAACUGGGAUUACGAGGAGAUGGAGAUACACAAGGAAGAGAUUCUGGAGAAGAGGUUGACGAAGUUGGCUUUUUGUAAUGCGAAGUUUGGGAAAGGAGGUCAUCCUUGGGUGACGUGACUGAGGUUGAACAGCUCUAACAUCCAGAAACUUCAAGUCGCGUUACCAAAUGACAUACGUACUAAGAACUGCGACUGUGCGACUGCUUGUAUUUCCAUUACACGCCCACCCAGCAAUCGUCUGGCACAACAUUUGACCCUUGCCGACCACAAUCC
Messenger RNA from Alternaria rosae, 1234 nucleotides. RefSeq lists its product as uncharacterized. The record is from RefSeq and is a predicted model, not a curated record. The coding region runs from base 168 to 1079 and encodes 303 amino acids. The transcript has 2 exons. Gene Ontology annotation, molecular function: oxidoreductase activity, acting on the CH-OH group of donors, NAD or NADP as acceptor. NCBI's taxonomy places the organism in Eukaryota, Fungi, Ascomycota, Dothideomycetes, Pleosporales, Pleosporaceae.